This is a messenger RNA of Filobasidium floriforme, 2806 nucleotides long. RefSeq names its product vacuolar protein sorting-associated protein 35. Lineage: Eukaryota; Fungi; Basidiomycota; Tremellomycetes; Filobasidiales; Filobasidiaceae. The coding region runs from base 124 to 2769 and encodes 881 amino acids. The record is from RefSeq and is a predicted model, not a curated record. Gene Ontology annotation, biological process: retrograde transport, endosome to Golgi; intracellular protein transport. The transcript has 16 exons. Gene Ontology annotation, cellular component: late endosome; retromer complex; retromer, cargo-selective complex.
CUCUAGCAAAUCAGAUCAGGCUCCAGAUCACAAUCACGCCCUUCCUCCUCUUCCAGAGCGACACAACUCGACAGCCAGAUCGACCCUUCUUCCAUCGUUCGAGCACGACGCAUCCAGUCAAAGAUGGAUGACGCUAGGAUACUCCAAGAUGCUCUCGGUGUCGUCAAGAUGCAGUCCGUUGCAAUGAAGAGAAGCCUUGAUACGGAUCAGAUCAUGGAGGCUUUAAAGAGUGCCUCGACUAUGCUCGCAGAGCUACGAACCUCUUCGCUCUCGCCGAAACAAUAUUACGAGUUGUACAUGAGUGUUUUCGAUGCCCUGAGACACCUGACGACAUACCUCUACGAUGCGCAUACCAGUGGGAAACAUCAUUUGGCAGAUCUUUACGAGCUCGUUCAAUAUGCUGGAAAUAUUGUGCCACGGCUAUACCUCAUGAUCACCGUUGGAUCCAUCUACAUGUCUAUACCCGACGCUCCCGUCAAGGAGAUCAUGAAGGACAUGCUCGAAAUGACCCGAGGAGUCCAACAUGCGACUCGCGGACUCUUCCUGCGACAUUAUCUGAGUGGACAAACCCGGGAUUACCUACCCGUCGGCGAGUCAUCCGGAGCGGACGGGAACUUGCAAGACUCGAUAGCUUUCGUGUUGACGAAUUUCGUGGAGAUGAACAAGCUGUGGGUGCGCCUCCAGCAUCAGGGCCAUUCCAAGGAACGUGAAAAGAGGGAAAUGGAACGAAAAGAACUGCGCAUACUGGUUGGAACCAACCUCGUUCGCUUGAGUCAAUUAGAAGGUGUUGACCUCACCAUGUACCGCCAAGCCAUCCUUCCCAGCAUUCUUGAGCAGGUGGUCGGUUGCCGAGAUAUCAUAGCUCAGGAAUACCUCAUGGAAGUGGUCAUUCAGGUCUUCACCGACGAGUUCCAUCUACACACUCUCACGCCUUUCCUCAGUGCGACCGCGCAGUUACAUCCCAAGGUCAACGUGAAACAGAUCGUGAUUUCUCUGAUCGACCGGCUCGCUGGGUUCGCGGCUCGUGAGGCAGAAAACGAAACACCUGAGGAGAAAAAGGCGCAGGAGGAAGAGCUGGCAAGACGAUUGGCGGAUCGCGUCAAGUCAACGCGGGAAGGCAAAGACUUGGGAGACUCCAUGGCUGGGUUGAGCGUUGGGAACGAGAAAACAUCGGACAAUUCAGCGUUACGUGCCGAUGAUGAAGGAAAAAGCGCCGAACCGAUUUCACCCGAACAGGAUGCGACCGAUAGCAGGGCGCUUGAUUCAUCGCCGUCGUCGUCGCACUUGAAAUUCAGAGGUAUCCCUCGUGAUGUUCGCCUCUUUGAGAUCUUCUGGCAGCAAGUGGUGCAAUUGAUCUCAGUCAGACCAGAUCUGAGUGUCCAGGAUGUCACGGCGCUCUUGGUCUCUUUGCUGAACCUGGCGCUGAGCUGUUACCCGGAUCGGCUAGAAUAUGUCGAUUACGUUCUACAAUUCGCUCAAAGGAAGAUGGAGGAAUAUGCCACGCAUCCUGAACUGCUGGCCAUUCAAACAACGACGAAUCUCUUGUCACUCCUUCUGGCUCCGGUAACGACAUACACCUCAGCACUGACACUGCUCGCUAUUCCGUCGUAUCAAGGGCUACUUGCAAAACAACAAAGCUCCACGCGUACAUCCAUCGGACAAGCUAUAGUUGCAUCUAUUCUCAAGAGUAACACUCGCAUCGAACGUGUUGAAGACGUCAAUGGCGUCUUGACACUAUGCCGAGACCUGGUUACAGAUGAUGGAGAGUCCCAUCGCUCUCAACCCAACUCGACCCAUAUCAGGGCAAACUAUGAGAGUACAUCGCCGUCGUUGGCGGAGGAACAAGGCUGGCUUGCGAGGAUCGUGCAUCUAUUCUCUUCGGCUGAUGCGAACAAGCAUAUUUUGUUGCUGAGGACAGCACGAGAUCACUUCAUACUUGGAGGACAGCGAAUACAGUAUACAUUUCCGGCUCUGGUAUCGGCCUCUCUCAGACUAGCCCGGACCGCAAAAGAUGCGGAAGUUCCUGGCGAACUUUUACGCAAUGUCCUCAAAUUUACACAUCAAGUCGUGCUUAGUCUGUAUACGCAAGUCGAAACCUCAGAAACGAGCCUCCGGCUCUUUCUGGCGGCUGCCCAAAUGGCCGACGAAUGUCGAGUCGAAGACCUUGCCUAUGAAUUCUUCGUUCAGGCUUUUACGAUCUAUGAAGAAAGCAUUUCAGAGAGCAACGCUCAACUUGACACGAUAACAGCAAUUAUGUCAGCGCUACAAACCUCUCGAGUUUUUGGCACGGAAAAUUACGAUACGCUCAUUACCAAGGCAGCUCUUCAUGGAUCCAAACUCCUAAAAAAGCCCCACCAAGCGGCGGCUGUAUUGCAAGCGAGCCACAUGUGGUGGCAGACCGAUAUACCGGGUCAAACGACAACCUCGAGCGCAGCAUUCCGGGACGACAAGAGAGUACUGGAAUGCUUGCAGAAGGCCUUGCGAAUUGCGAGCUCGUGUGUGGACGAGGCGUCCAGCGUUCGGCUGUACGUUCAAGCGUUGGACAAAUAUAUCUAUUACUUUGAGCAGACUCUCGAAGCGGUUACACCCAAAUACAUAAACAGUCUUACGGAAUUGAUUACCAGCAACAUCGACUUCGCUACUCCGACAAGAACCGCGAAUUCGACCCGGCAAAUCGACCUAGCGCGAGGAGACUGGGACACGAUUCAGGUACAGCAUAUGCUUCGGAUUGCCAUGUCACUGUGUUGCCUCUGUGAUGUCGACCACUGAUUCGCCUAUCUUCCUUCAGCAUUUCCGAAACACGCUA